This is a messenger RNA of Serendipita indica DSM 11827, 594 nucleotides long. The record is from the annotation of a GenBank genome assembly. NCBI's taxonomy places the organism in Eukaryota, Fungi, Basidiomycota, Agaricomycetes, Sebacinales, Serendipitaceae.
AUGCCAAAGGUAAAAUCGUUGCGCGCAAAAGCGGCAAAGCACCAACCAGCUGCAAAAUCGUCCAAGGUAGCAGAAAAUGAGGCAAAUGAUGAAAUUGUAGAUGAAGGACCAUCGUUUGCUCCCGGGGCUUUGAGCAAAAAGGAAAAGAGACUAAUCAAGCGAGAAGCAUUUCUUGAACGCAAAGCAGAUAUCGCCGAGUCGCAGGAGCAAUCCGUACACUCGAAAUCUGCCCAACGCCGUGCAAAAAGGCGAGAAAAGGAACGUUUGGCAGCAGACAUGUCCGAAAUGGACAGUGUUUUGCGCACAGUCAUAUUGGAUGCGACUUCCUCUCAAGACAUAGAGCCUACCAGCAGUUUUACCACAGAACCGUCGAACUCGAUUGCCAAGCGGAGAAAAGGGACCACCGAAGCGAAUGGGCAGAUUGGAGAGAGUACGCGAGCGAAACCACUCACAAAGGCGCAGAAAAAGCGAGCUUUGCACACGGAGAAGCAGAGGUUACCCCUGAUACUUUCGCACCCCGCAUUCUUAAAGGAUUCAUUCGGUACGAUCCGCACUCACACCUCCAACGUCCUUGCCAAGGCCACUUCAACCUAA